GAGAGAGGGACACAUCUAGACAUGCACAACCUACAGAGUUAGAGUGUCAUUAAUGUCUUUACAGUUCAACUGACUGAGCUGGAUAUAGCUACAGCAGACAGACAGGGAGUAAGAAAAGAGGGAGAAAAAUUUGAAACAAAGUGCCAACUGCAGGAUUUAAGGUUAGACUGUUUUUUUCUAAAUACUCCCAACUCCAGACAUGCUUUAUGAGUUCUUGUUAUUGUCUUUUCAUCUGACCUUGAUGGCAAACAGCACCCUUGGAGUUCCUGGAUUUUGUCUGUCUGUCCAUUUGCUGGUUGGUCCAGAUACCAGGAUUAAACUGAAAACUUCUAGAGCACUGUCAGAGAACCAGGAAAUAACUAGAUGCCUAUUGGUCACUUUGAAGAGAACCAGGACUGAACUGAAACCAAUCUUCUGAAGAAACCAGUCUACUGGGAACAGCACCUGCAUGCCAGAAAAGUUUGACCAACAUUGCUACAUGCAUGCAACACCUGGAACAAAAAUCUCUAAACUGGUAAUGAGGAUUUAACAAUCCUGACAACUGACACUACUACUACUGACUACUACUUACAAUUGUACUCACACUACUGAUGAUUAAACACCUUAUUGACAACUGACAGUGAUACUAUUGACUACUACUAUUGACAACUGAGAGUACCACAAUUGAUACUACUACUUACCCCACUGUUACUGAAACUGCUGACACUACUACUACCCCGUUACUGACACUACUCUGCUGACACUACUACUACCCCGUUACUGACACUACUCUGCUGACACUACUGAGGAUUUAACACUACUGACAACUGGCACUGCUUCUAUAGACACAACUGCUAUUGAAACUACUGUUACUGACACUACUAACGCUACUGUUACUUAAAAUACUGGCAUUAUUACUGAUAUUAUUGUUACAGACACUACUUAUAUUGAAACAACUCCUGAGCCUGAGGCAUCUGACACUGCAGCUACUGACAUUAUUAAAACUGUGUGUUACUGCUGACACUAUUCACGGUCCUGAGGAAGGCUGGAUGAACACAGUUUACAGAGUGGUUAGUCAUUUGUUGAAGGGUUUAGUCAUAGGUUGAAGGGGUUAGCCAUAUGUUGAAGGGAAUAGCCAUAGGUUGAAGGGGUUAGCCAUAUGUUGAAGGGGUUAGCCAUAUGUUGAAGGGGUUAGUCAUAGAUUGAAGGGGUUAGCCAUAGGUUGAAGGGGUUAGUCAUAGAUUGAAGGGGUUAGCCAUAGGUUGAAGGGGUUAGUCAUAGAUUGAAGGGGUUAGCCAUAGGUUGAAGGGGUUAGUCAUAGAUUGAAGGGGUUAGCCAUAGAUUGAAGGGGUUAGCCAUAGGUUGAAGGGGUUAGCCAUAAGUUGAAGGGGUUAGUCAUAGGUUGAAGGGGUUAGCCAUAGGUUGAAGGGGUUAGUCACCAGAGGUCAAAGUCUUUGGUCCAUCAUGUUCGCUGGUAGGGCUGCUACUGCAGGAUGCGGGCCCUCUGCAGGAAAAGGCGGUAAGUUUAGUGUAGAAGAACUCUACGGCUUCAGUAAGAAACCCAAACCAUUCACAACAACCAAGACAGGGUCAGAUAAGAAGGGGGGGGAGUCGGCACUAGCUGGACAGAUACUCCAGGCUGCCAGGAGACUGAUGGAGAAGAGAAGACUGGAGAUGUACCUCAGGGAGUGUGACCUCUCUGUGACCGACUGCACUGCUGAACAGACCGCCAUGCCCUACAGGAAUCUUGGAAAAUCUGGUCUAAGAGUGUCAUGUCUCGGUUUAGGAACUUGGGUGACAUUUGGUUCACAGAUCACAGACGAGGUGGCAGAAAGUCUGAUGACCAUUGCCUAUGACAAUGGAGUCAACCUGUUCGACACAGCAGAAGUGUAUGCUUCAGGAAGAGCUGAGAAAACCCUGGGUAACAUUCUAAAAAAGAAAGGUUGGAGAAGAUCUAGUUAUGUGGUGACCACUAAGAUCUACUGGGGAGGACAGGCAGAGACUGAAAGAGGAUUGUCCCGGAAGCACAUAAUUGAAGGUUUGAGGGAGUCUCUGUCUCGACUUCAGUUGGAAUAUGUUGAUAUCGUCUUCGCUAACCGCACUGACAUCAACUCACCAAUGGAGGAGGUGGUGAGAGCGAUGACGUUUGUGAUUAACCAGGGAAUGGCCAUGUACUGGGGGACAUCAAGGUGGAGCGCCAUGGAGAUCAUGGAGGCGUACUCUGUAGCUCGUCAGUUCAACCUGGUCCCUCCAGUGUGUGAACAGGCAGAGUACCACUACUUCCAACGAGACAAAGUGGAGAUCCAGCUGCCUGAACUCUAUCAUAAGAUAGGCGUAGGGGCGAUGACAUGGUCUCCAUUAGCAGGGGGGGUCAUAUCAGGGAAAUAUAACGACGGACUUCCUGAAGACUCCAGGGCUGCUAUGAAGGGCUAUGCAUGGAUGAAAGACCGGGUCUUCAGUGAAGAGGGACAAAACCAGCUGGCCAAGAUCAAAGAGCUCCUUCCUAUGGCAGACCGUUUGAACUGCACCCUAACUCAGCUUGCUAUUGCCUGGUGUCUGCGUAGUGAGGGGGUCAGCUCUGUUCUUCUGGGGGUCUCCAACACAGACCAGCUACAGGAAAACCUGGGCUCCAUCAGGGUUUUGUCCAUGCUCUCUCCUCAGAUGGUAGCAGAGAUGGAUGCUCUUUUGGGAAACAAACCUAGACUCAAGAAAGAUGGUCGCCCAUGAAAACAGAGGGAGAGAGAGAUGAAGAGGGGGAAAUGUACAACAUGAGGGAUUAAACAGAGGAGUUCUGUGGAAUCAGAAUCCUACUGACUAAUGACAUAGUCUUAAGCUAACAUGACUAAGAACGGCAUUCCCUUUAAGAGACCACACCUACUAAAGACAUUCCCCUUUAAAUGACCAUGCCUAAUAAGUCAUUACUUUUAAGAUAUCACGACAAGUUAAAACAUUCCCUUAAAGAGACCCCACCUUCUUAAGACUUUGUUCUGGAGACCACACCUACUGAGAAAUUACCCUAAAGAGACCUUGCCUACUACACAGUUUUAUAAAUUGCCCUUCUGUAUUUUGCAGAACAUAGGCUCAUUGUAACAACACAAUGUCUGAUCUGCAUUCCAAUUCUCCACACGUCUCCCAGAGUGUUCACCUGCACACUUCCUUGCAUGGAUUUCAUAAUUUUAGAAACUCCCUUAACCAUCAAUGCUGUAACAAUCAUAUGAAACCUGUAACAGUCAUAUUAACACUGUAACUGGAAUAUUAACACUGUAACAGACAUAUUAAUACUGUAACAGGCAUAUUAACAUUGUAACUUGCAUAUUGACAUUGAAAGAGUCAUAUUUACACUGUAACUGACAUAUUUAUACUGUAACUGGCAUAUUAACACUGUAAAACUCAUAUUAACACUGUAAGAGAUAUAUUAAUACUGUAACAGUCAUAUGAAUACUGUAACUGGCAUAUUUAUACUGUAACAGUAAUAUUAACCCAGUAACAGAUAUAUUAACACUGUAACAGAUAUAUUAACCGAGUAACCGACAUAUUAAUACUGUAACAGUCAUAUGAAUACUAUACCUGGCAUAUUAAUACUGUAACAGUCAUAUUAAUACUGUAACUGGUAUAUUAACACUAACAGACAUAUUUAUACUGUAACAGACCUAUUAAGACUGUAACAGUCAUGUUUACACUGUAACAGUCAUAGUACCAGUUUAACAAUCCUGUAUACAUUAUAGACAUAUUACCUUUGACUUUACCAUUAGAUUGGAUCAGGUAUACUGGGUGUUGAUAUCAGGCUGGCUGUAAUAAUGAAAUGUCAAUAGAGCUGACACAGUCAGUUGAUAUGACCAGGUGUACUGCUUUUCUUGGCUCAAAUUGAUUCAGCUGGGGAUACAUUCAAACCCCAAUAAAAAUGUUUGACCAGUGUCUAUUCAUAAUAUUCAUCCUGUGCCCACAUAUACAAAUGUCUACUCACAAUAUUCAUCCUGUUCCCACAUAUACAAAUGUCUA
Esox lucius (northern pike) is the source of this 3978-nucleotide messenger RNA. RefSeq names its product voltage-gated potassium channel subunit beta-3. The transcript has 15 exons. Gene Ontology annotation, cellular component: cytoplasm; voltage-gated potassium channel complex; membrane. The coding region runs from base 1444 to 2706 and encodes 420 amino acids. Lineage: Eukaryota; Metazoa; Chordata; Actinopteri; Esociformes; Esocidae. Gene Ontology annotation, molecular function: potassium channel regulator activity; voltage-gated potassium channel activity; transmembrane transporter binding. The record is from RefSeq and is a predicted model, not a curated record. Gene Ontology annotation, biological process: regulation of potassium ion transmembrane transport; potassium ion transport.